CUUAAAAAAAAAAAAUACUGUCAGUCAUAUACGUAUUUCACGAUUUUUAUUAGUUUUUUUUUUAAAACAUAUCUUCUUCUCCUAUCGGUGGAGUCUUGUCUCUUCUCUCUAUCUUUUUAGUUUCUCCGAUUGAUUUGAAAGCUGAGCUCGAUUGGUCGAGAACGUUAAUUAAUUAACAUGGAGGUUCUAGUUGGUUCCACGUUUAGGGAUCGCAGCAACGACACGGCGCAUGAUCAGGGUGUACAGGCGGGUCUGUCUAGCCGGAUCGGGUUAAGGAGAUGUGAUGAUAGAACCCCGUCGGAGAGUUGGUCUUCGUCGGUUGGAGAAAGCAGCGAAAACGAGGAAGAACAAGACGACGCCGUUUCUUCAUCACGAGGAACAUGGAGAGGAUUGUCAAAUCAUUACAUAGGGAAAUCGAAAUCGUUUGGGAAUUUGAUGGAAGCUGAGAGCAAUGCGAAAGGUUUAGAUAAAGUGGAGAGUCCGUUGAACAAGAGGAGGAGAUUGCUUAUUGCUAAUAAGCUAAGGAGAAGAAGAAGAUCAUCCUCCUUGUCUUCUUCUUUCAGCAUCUACUCCAAUAAAAACCCUAAUUCCAUGCCUUUACUUGCAUUGCAAGAAUCUGAUGAUGACCUAGAGGACAUUCACAAAUACAAUGAUGAUAAUGAUGAUGACAGUACUGAUGAUGAUGAAACUAGUAAGCUGAAAGAGAAGAGGAUGAAGAUCACCAAUACUAAUACUAAUAGAGAUUUUAUGGUUCAUCAUACUAAGAGCUGUUUUAGCUUUAACUAGUUUUCAACAUGAUCAUCCAGCUCGAUGAUCGAUUUUUUUUUCCUUUUGUGAAAGAGUAGUUAGGGGAAGAUUCAUUGACAAAAGUAAGUUGGUGGAAGAUUUGCAAAAGCCCAAAUUACGAUUUUAAUUGUAAUAAAAUUAGUUUUGCUAUUUGUAUAUUUUUUUAUAGUUCUCAACGAAAGUUAUAAACAUUUGGAUCACACUUCUU
Camelina sativa (false flax) is the source of this 994-nucleotide messenger RNA. Lineage: Eukaryota; Viridiplantae; Streptophyta; Magnoliopsida; Brassicales; Brassicaceae. The record is from RefSeq and is a predicted model, not a curated record.